Messenger RNA from Prunus mume (Japanese apricot), 627 nucleotides. RefSeq lists its product as uncharacterized. NCBI's taxonomy places the organism in Eukaryota, Viridiplantae, Streptophyta, Magnoliopsida, Rosales, Rosaceae. The record is from RefSeq and is a predicted model, not a curated record. Gene Ontology annotation, biological process: translation. Gene Ontology annotation, molecular function: structural constituent of ribosome; 5S rRNA binding. Gene Ontology annotation, cellular component: ribosome.
GGGACAUCUGCCACUUCGUUUUGGCCAAUGAAACCAUUUUUGAAGCUCUGAACUUUGAGCCCUUCUUUGAGUUCUGAAUCCAACACUUCAAGCUUUCUCUGCGAGAUAUCCCAUUCGACAGAAAUGGGCAUUCCUCCGGUCAGGCCACCGCGUAUUACAAAGUAUCUAAAGCCUUAUGUUCUGAAAAUGCACUUCACAAACAAAUACGUAACUGCACAAGUAAUCCACACACCAACCGCCACAGUAGCUUCUUCUGCAAGCUCCCAGGAAAAGGCCUUGAGAGAAAGCAUGGAGAUACGCCGGGACGUUGCUGCUGCUGGAAAGAUAGGGAAGAUAUUGGGGGAGCGCCUCCUGCUCAAGAACAUCCCUGCUGUAUCCGUCCAGUUGAAGAGAGAACAGAAAUAUCAUGGUAAGGUUAAAGCUGUCGUUGACAGUGUGGUGGAAGCAGGUGUCAAACUCCUCUGAUUUCGACUGCGAGACAACGAUGAACAAUUACUCGGGUUCGAGUAUCAAUUCAGUUGAAGUUUUUCUAUUGUGUUAUGUUAUUGUGAUCACGAACACCAUUGGAAAUUCUGAUUGUUGAUGCAAUGGAGACUUCUAGUAACCUGAUUUUGGUUUUGAUUUGAA